AUGCAGCCCUCCUUCAUGUGUGGUGCAGCUCAGCGGGCGCACUCAGCAAGGUUUUGGAUCCCUGUUAUCCUGGGCUCCAUUUGCGAGCAUCUCCCCCCAUUGGCUCUAAAGGCAAACCCCAAGGUAACUUCUUGUAGAGCCGUCAGCAACCUCUCGUUAGGGACCUCGCCACCCUCCCAGCUGGGCACCAUCACCCCGGAGGACCUGGAACAACUCCUGGAGGAAGGGCUGGCCAGCUCCGAGCCCUUGAGUCUGGAGGAGAGCUCGGAGAGGUAUGAGUCCAGCUGCCUGCCGUCCACCGUUUCUGUCCCAGAGCGGGACACCCCCAAGCACUGGAAGCAGCUGGAGCACUGGGUGGCCGACCUGCACGAGGUGGUGUCGCUGCGGGGACACAAGUCCUGCUGUGAGCGUACCACGCUGAGCCUGCUGCAGGAGCUGCUGCAGGUCCACACCUGCUUGCAGCUGCAGGACUCAGAGCUGAAGAGGCUUCAGCAGGCGGCUCAGGCCCCCGAGAAGGAGGCUCUCCAGUUCCCCAGCCUGCAGAACCAGAACCAGAUGCAGGCCCUGGACAAGAGGCUGGUGGAGGUCCGGGAGGCCCUGACCCAGAUCAGGAGGAAGCAGGCACUCCAGGACUCUGAGCGGAAGGGCGCCGAGCAGGAGGCCAGCCUUAGGUUGUCUGAGCUGACCGAGAAGCUGAAGCAGGAGGAACGGGACCGGAAGGUGGCCUGUGGAGCCCUGCAGAAGAGCCAGGAGGCGGCCAGCCAGAGGGUGGACCAUGAGGUGGCCAGGAUGCAGGCCCAGAUGACCAAGCUCAGGGAGGAGAUGAGCCUCCGCUUUCUCAAGAGGGAGGCCAAGCUAUGCAGCUUCCUGCAGAAGAGCUUUCUGGCCCUGGAGAGGAGAAUGAAGGCCUCAGAGAGCGCACGGCUGCCGGCGGAGAGCGGCCUAUGGGAGGAGCUGGAGAGCCAGUGGCAGCAACUCCAGGAGCUGGACGCAGAGUGCACGUGGGCCCUGCAGGGGCAGAGGCAGCAGGAAGAGUGCCACCUCCUGGAGCAGUGUCGGGGCCUGGACAAGGCCGUGGUCCAGCUGACCGAGUUCGUGCGUCAGAACCAAGCAUCGCUGAGCCACAUCCUGCUGGCCGAGCAGAAGGCCUGGGAUGCUAAAGGGAAGUUGGAGAACAGCCGGGCUGGGGAGCUGGCUACCUACCUGCAGGAGAACCUGGAGACCAUGCAGCUGGCCAGCGAGCUGGCCCAGCAGGAGAUGUACAGUGCCCUGGAGCUGCUCUGAGAGAAGAGCCAGGCCCUGGAGGUGUCCGUGGCUGAGCUGGUCAGGCAGGUGAAGGACAUGAGUGACCACUUCCUGGCCCUGAGCUGGAGGCUGGACCUGCAGGAGCAGACGCUGAGCCUGAGGCUGUGCGAGGCACAGAGUGAGUGGGGAGUUGCAGAGCAGCGAUGGUGGGAAGGCCUGGCCCGGUGUCGAGAGGAGGCCGAGGCGCACCUACGGGCGGUGCAGCAGAGAGUGGACAGCCUGCCCCGGCAGAUAGAGGCCAUCGCCGACACGUGCAUCCUUCACAAGAGUGACUCAGACUGCAAGAUCCCUGCCGAGGCCAAAGCCAGAGAGCUCGAGGGCGAGGCCGUGAGGCAGGAGCUGGCUGCUCUGCCGUCCUCUGUGCAGCUGCUCAGAGAGGGCAACCCCGGGCGGAAGAUCGCCGAGAUCCAGGGCAAGCUGGCCACGUUUCAGAACCAAAUGAUGAAGUUGGAAAGCAGCAUCCAGUACAAGACCAUUCAGAAUCUCAAGUUUAAUACAGAAACCAAGCGGCGCACGGAGGAGAUGGCCACUCCGCUGUCAAGCGUGAUGCACCUGUGGAGCGAGGGGGGCCCCUGGGCCCUGACACUAGGCAGCAGGAGGGUCCUCAUGUCCCUGGUGAGGCAGCAGUUCUUCAUCAAGGAUGUGGCCCCUGACAAGGUGGUCCCCAUGAACCACUGGGGCAUGUAUCAGGCCGUGAGGUGGCUGCGGUGGAAGGCGGUCCUCAUGAAGCUGGCGGCCUGGCGGAGGCCAAGGGCAGUCUCGGAGAAGCCCCUCGGCUAGAAGCCCGCCCACUAGCUCUUGUCCCUGCUCCUUUCCCAGAAAUAAACAUGCCCGCCCCACGCCUGUCUGAGGCUGGAGUUCCCUCCAGGGGUUCAGGAGGCCCUGGGCAGGGGAGUGGCCAAGAGGACCUUCCCUAGACUCCCAGAACCCCUGCCCCUGUCCUGGCUGCUGAGCCCCAGACCCCACCGCUCCCCAGGGCCUCCCACCCACAGGCACUGCAGCCCGAGCCCCACCCGGAGCCAAUAGCACGUUAGCUUGGCCACUCAGACAGUGCCCCCCUUCCUGCCCCUCCAAGAAAGCCGUCACCCCCAUGGUAGCUGGCCCUGCCACCUGCGCGGGUGCCACGAGGAAGAGCCACCCUGGGGCCAGUUGGAUGGGCAGCGUGGAGGGCUGCCCUUCACCACUGACUGGAACUUUGGGGGCUGGUCUUUGAGGAAAUGUGGCUUGCCCAGAGGGGAACCCAGCGUGUAGACGCCCUGAGCCCACCGCCUCCAAGAGGCUGCAGCUCCUGCCCCAUCCUCCCUCCUGUGGGCAGAGCUCUUGGGUGGCCCCUGCCCAUUCCCUGCCCUGGCCUGGGAAGUCCCUACCUGAGCUGAUUUGUCCCCUGGUGGCUGCCCUGAUUGGAGGUCCCCAAGGGCUCCUCUCAGGACAGCAAUAAGGAGAGUCCGGGCCCUUGUUGCCCUCAGCUCACCCCCGCUGAUCCUUGCUCAAUCACUAGGCCUCGGCCAGCUGCACCCCCUCCAGGGCCUGGCCCCCCCAGCCCAGCAGCUCGGGGCCGGCCUCUGCUGACCAGCUGGCCAGCAGGUCGCUGAAGUCAGGCGUGCCGGGGUGCAGCAGACCCAGGGGGCUGGGUGCCGGCUCCUUCCAGAAGGAGGGGGGAAGCUUCCUUUGGGUCAUGGGGGUGAUGUGGCCGUACUUCUGCUCCAGCCUGAGUCGGCGGCCGGCCGCGGCCCUGGGUCCCAAGUACUGCCGCAGCCCGUAGUCGAAGAGCUCGGCCAGGGGUCCCAGCGGCUGCAGCCCUUCCCCACCGAGGCCCGGCCCGCACGCCUGCCCCUCGGGGGCCCCAGGGGAGCAGACCCCGGGCUCAGUGGCCUCAUUUUCUGGGGCCUCGCCCUGGGCCAGGCGCACAAGGUUGGCGCAGGAGAGCUCCCGGGCUGAGUUGCUGGCCGUGUGGCCAUCGGCGUAGAUGUCGCAGGCGUCGGGGUCCUGCCCCCGGUCCUUGUGGCCGAAGUACCGCUGGAUGUCGCCACUGAUGAGCUCAGAGAACCGCAGGAGCUGCAGCGGCGUCUCUGGGCCACCGGGGUCCAGAGGGGCCACUUCUGGGGCCCAAGCUGAGCUCUGGGGGGCCGGGCUGUGGCCCUCUGGCCCCUCGACCUCCAGUUCCUCUUCCCCAUCCUCCUCCUCCUCCUCCUCAGAAGAGUCUGGGGGCUCCGGGUCUGAGGGCAGGAAGGGCCCAUGGUAUGGCAGAGGCAGCCGGAAGUCACAGAGAGGCCAGAUCACACCCGCGGCCAUCUCUCUGCCGAGCUUCUGGGGGCUCUCGGGCACUGGGCGCUAGCUGGGGAGGGAGGUGGAGAGGGGACAGGUUAGCAGUCAGGGCCCGCAGCCCUCCUAGGGGAAUAGUCACUGCAGGGUUGGGGCGGGCGCUGAGCUCAGAGGCAGGUGACAUUUGGAGAGACGGAGGUGGUGGGCACUGUGGCGGGGGGGCAUGGCGGGGGGGGGCAUGGCAGGGGUGAGAUGCAGGGUGCAGGCCUCGGUCACCCGCCAGAGGAGGGUACAUCUGUAGGGAGGGUGGCUGACAGUGCUGUUGGAAUAGUGACUUGGAGAGAGAGAAGCUGGGCAGGUGGGAAGGGAGCUGGCCCAGGGGCUGGGCUUCGGGCAGGUUUGGGGUCUGGAGAGCAGAGCCCUCGCCCCAGCUCAGGGUCGCUGUAGCUCUUGAUAAACAGGCUUGUUGACGUAGAGUCUGCCCAGGUGCAGGGUGGGGAGGGACCCCCUUGACACAUUCCCUCCCUGAGUGUCUGUGGUUGGCAGGGUCCCUCUGUGCCUGAAGUGACCAUGCUGAGCCCGGGAGCCGGGCCUGGCUGCCUCGACCUGGGUGCUCUGUCCCUUGCAGUUUUGGGGGCUUCAGAGGCUUCAGGGGCUGUGAGGGUGAGCUCCGGGGAUCUUCAGGGGAGGGCAGAGCCAUUUCUCUGUCCCCACAGUCGCAGGCUUCCCUGUGCUCCCUGUCGGGGGUGGAGGGUUGGUGAGGUCACCUCUAGCAUCUCUAA
Lagenorhynchus albirostris (white-beaked dolphin) is the source of this 4349-nucleotide messenger RNA. RefSeq names its product coiled-coil domain containing 154 (gene CCDC154). NCBI's taxonomy places the organism in Eukaryota, Metazoa, Chordata, Mammalia, Artiodactyla, Delphinidae. Gene Ontology annotation, biological process: bone mineralization involved in bone maturation. The record is from RefSeq and is a predicted model, not a curated record.